Messenger RNA from Perognathus longimembris pacificus (Pacific pocket mouse), 1139 nucleotides. RefSeq names its product paired like homeobox 2A (gene Phox2a). The record is from RefSeq and is a predicted model, not a curated record. Gene Ontology annotation, molecular function: RNA polymerase II transcription regulatory region sequence-specific DNA binding; DNA-binding transcription factor activity, RNA polymerase II-specific. Gene Ontology annotation, biological process: regulation of transcription by RNA polymerase II. Lineage: Eukaryota; Metazoa; Chordata; Mammalia; Rodentia; Heteromyidae. The coding region runs from base 171 to 1013 and encodes 280 amino acids. The transcript has 3 exons.
ACUGGCGCUGCACCCGGGCGGAGCGUGGCCGCGACGGGGCGGGCGGACGGUCGGGCGCGCACACCCGGUGUCAGGUCCUUCGCGCCCAACCUCCAUCCCGACCUCUCACCCGGCCCGGGACCCCGACCCUGCCCCGGCCUGGCCCCCGCUCCUGCCCCCCUCCCGGGCCGAUGGACUACUCCUACCUCAAUUCGUACGACUCGUGCGUGGCGGCCAUGGAGGCGUCCGCCUACGGCGACUUCGGCGCCUGCAGCCAGCCUGGUGGCUUCCAGUACAGCCCCCUGCGGCCUGCCUUCCCCGCCGCCGGGCCGCCCUGCCCCGCGCUCGGCUCCUCCAACUGCGCGCUCGGCGCCCUCCGCGACCACCAGCCCGCGCCCUACUCCGCAGUGCCCUACAAGUUCUUUCCGGAGCCGUCGGGCCUGCACGAGAAGCGCAAGCAGCGGCGCAUCCGCACCACGUUCACCAGCGCGCAGCUCAAGGAGCUGGAGCGCGUCUUCGCCGAGACCCACUACCCGGACAUUUACACGCGCGAGGAACUGGCCCUCAAGAUCGACCUCACCGAGGCUCGCGUGCAGGUCUGGUUCCAGAACCGCCGGGCCAAGUUCCGCAAGCAAGAGCGCGCGGCCAGCGCCAAGGGCGCGGCGGGCGCCGCGGGCGCCAAAAAGGGCGAGGCGCGCUGCUCGUCCGAGGACGACGACUCCAAGGAGUCCACGUGCAGCCCCACGCCCGACAGCACCGCGUCGCUGCCGCCGCCGCCCGCGCCCGGCCUGGCCAGCCCGCGGCUGAGCCCCAGCCCGCUGCCCGCCGCGCUCGGCUCCGGGCCCGGGCCCCAGCCGCUCAAAGGCGCUUUGUGGGCCGGUGUGGCGGGCGGCGGGGGCGGCGGGCCCGGCGCGGGCGCGGCCGAGUUGCUGAAGGCCUGGCAGCCGGCGGAGCCCGGGCCCGGGCCCUUCUCGGGGGUUCUGUCCUCCUUCCACCGGAAACCCGGCCCCGCGCUCAAGACCAAUCUCUUCUAGCCGCGGGCCCCGUCCCCCGGAGACACCCCUCGUCCCCGCAGGACCCGGCAGAGCCCCCCCCGCCCCCCCCCCCCCCAGUUUCCCGGCGCCCGCCUGGAAGCUGCCCGUCCGUCCCCGCUCCCCACU